GCAAACUGCGGAAGGGCAGGCGUCUUAGGACGGCCUGGAUCCCUGAGCCCUCUCCUUGGCACCCGCAGGCCUGCGUCGCCAUGGGCUCCACCGCUGCCCCGGAGGGAACGCUGGGCUACGUCCGCGAGUUCACUCGCCACUCCUCCGACGUGCUCGGCAACCUGAAUGAGCUGCGCCUGCGCGGGAUCCUCACUGACGUCACGCUGCUGGUUGGCGGGCAACCCCUUCGAGCUCACAAGGCAGUUCUUAUCGCCUGCAGUGGCUUCUUCUAUUCAAUUUUCCGAGGCCGUGCAGGAGUGGGGGUAGACGUGCUCUCCCUGCCCGGGGGCCCCGAAGCCGGAGGCUUCGCUCCUCUUCUGGACUUCAUGUACACUUCACGCCUACGCCUCUCUCCGGCCACUGCACCAGCCGUCCUUGCGGCCGCCACCUACUUGCAGAUGGAACACGUGGUCCAGGCAUGCCACCGCUUCAUCCAGGCCAGCUAUGAACCUCUGGGCAUCUCCCUGCGGCCCCUGGAGGCAGAACCCCCCACGCCCCCAACGGCCCCUCCGCCAGGCAGUCCCAGGCGCUCCGAAGGGCACCCAGACCCACCUACUGAGUCUCGCAGCUGCAGUCAAGGGCCCCCCAGUCCAGGCAGCCCAGACCCCAAGGCCUGCAACUGGAAAAAGUACAAGUUCAUCGUGCUAAACUCUCAGGCCUCCCAAGCAGGGAGCCUGGCAGGGGAGAGGAGUUCUGGUCAACUUUGCUCCCAGGCCCGGCUCCCCAGUGGAGAUGAGGCUUCCAGCAGCAGCAGCAGUGAAGAAGGACCCAUUUCCGGUCCACAGAGCAGGCUCUCUCCAACUGCUGCCACUGUACAGUUCAAAUGUGGGGCUCCAGUCAAUACCCCCCAUCUCCUCACACCCCGGGCUCCAGAGACCACUGGGUCACACUCUGGGCGGGCUCAUCCACCACCAGGAAGUGAAUUUUUCAGCUGCCAGAGCUGUGAGGCUGUGGCUGGGUGCUCAUCGGGGCUGGACCCCUUGGCUCCUGGGGAUGAGGAUAAGCCCUACAAGUGUCAGCUCUGCCGGUCUGCCUUCCGCUAUAAGGGCAACCUGGCCAGCCACCGCACGGUGCACACAGGUAGGGGAGGAGCGGGGAGAGGGCCCUGGCCUUGGUGCCCACAGCCGUCCCCUGGUAGAGUCCCUGACCUCCCUUCCUCCCUGCCUCCAGGGGAAAAGCCCUACCACUGCUCCGUCUGCGGAGCCCGCUUUAACCGGCCGGCUAACCUAAAAACGCAUAGCCGCAUCCAUUCUGGAGAGAAGCCCUACAAGUGUGAGACGUGCGGCUCGCGCUUUGUACAGGUAGCGCAUCUGCGCGCGCACGUGCUGAUCCACACCGGGGAGAAGCCCUAUCCUUGCCCCACCUGCGGGACUCGCUUCCGCCACCUACAGACCCUCAAGAGCCACGUUCGCAUCCACACGGGAGAGAAGCCUUACCACUGCGACCCCUGCAGUCUGCAUUUCCGGCACAAGAGUCAACUUCGGCUGCAUCUGCGCCAGAAACACGGAGCUGCUACCAACACCAAAGUGCACUACCACAUUCUGGGGGGGCCCUAGCUGAGCGCCUGCCCAGGCCCCACUCCCUUCCUGGAAGACAGGAAAGCUGCGGCUCACGCCUGGGUUCGCUGUCAGGCUUGGGCAUAGGGGUGUGCAAGGCCCCUCGAUGUCAGCGACUUGCCACCACCUUAAUUUCUCACUGGGGAGAGCAGGGGUGGCAGAUCCCAGCUUGAUCUGCCUUUGUUUUGCUGGUCAAAACCUCUUCCCCACGAUCACAAUUGUUUCUGAGGAGAGAACGAGCUAGGAGCUGGAGGAGGGGAGAGACUGGAGGCCUGGUUUCCACCUGCAGCCCCCAUCUCAUCCGGUUUAUCUGUAAAUAUAAUUUAUUGAGGCCUUUGGGUGGCACCAGGGCCUUCAUUCUAUUGCAUUUCCCAUGUCCCUCUUCCACAAGUGUGAUCAAAAGUGACCUGAAACACAGAAUGUGAGGUCAUGGCUCUGCCGGCAGAGAUUAGCACUUGGCUGCCCCCUUUGGCGUGAGUGUUUUGUAUUAUUAUUGUCAUAACUUUUAUAUUUAGAGUUGUUCUUUUCCUAUUUGCUUGUUGGUUUGUUUCAAAUGGAGAAAGGGGUUCUCUGUGUCCUACCCCUCCAAUUCUAGGUCUGGAAACGUAAUUUGUUCUAGGGCAGCUCUGGGAACAUGUGGGUUUAUGGAAUUGGGUCAGGAACCCUCUCUGGUAUUCUGAAUGUUGUAGGUUUUCUAGCAGGCCAGCACUGGAUUAGACUUUUUCUGUUCUUCAAGGGUUACAGGAACCUAUGGUGAGCCUGAAGUGGAGGUAAUAAGUACCUCCUAGAGGCAGUGGGUGUGGGGCCUUUGUCAGUCUUGGAACUGGGGUGAUGAUUACAGAGGCUUUCUCUUAUGUUCCUAACUGUCCCAUUCGUCUGAUCACCUAGGUCUGGCUCCACUGUGUCUGUUUGAUAGAACUCACCCAGGAGCUUGAGUUGGGCCCACAAUCCUCCCACUAGGGCCCGUUCUUAGCACUGAGUUGAUCCCUCCAUGCAGGAGAGAUCUGAAAUUCCUCACCAGAGAUGAUGCAAUCUUUUCUGAUUCUGCCCAGUCUCUAAGAAUGUUAUGACCUAGGGGAGAAUUAUGAAACCCUUUAUCUUGACUAAACAGUAAAGAGUAUGACUCAUCCUUUACUGCAGAGGUGUCUGGGUUUGAAUGUUCCUUGGGGUUCUACCUGAGAUGAACCUCUUCUUCCUUUAGUAGGUUUUCGGACAUCUUCUGGCAAGUGUCCAGAUUCCAGAAACUUCUUUGCCUCUAGAAGUCACAGCUGCUUGGUAACUUUCUUACCUUAGAAAAGCUGGGUCUGUGACCUGGUCUUCCUGUCACUGCAUUCCUGUCCGGAACCAGUGAAAGCACUAGAACCUUCCACAGGGAGAGAAAAGGGGUUGAGUUCCACUAUGGAUUUUUUGUAGUUUGGGAUUAUGAUCGGAAUUACUGUUGGGAUUAGAGAUUUAGAAGAUUUAAAAGACUGACUGAUGGACCCUCUAGUUGACCAAGUAUCCAGGUAGGAUUAAGAGGUUGGUUGAGGGGCAAAGUCUCUGGUGUAGGCCAAGUAGGUAGAAGGUUAGGAAUGGGUUGCUUCCUAACUGUGGGGAAUGUCUGGAAUGUUAGAUGAUACUCUGAAGCCUGGAUUUACAGUCCUGCCCCUGUUGCCCUGGGGGAUUAGGGACAUGGGGUGGAAGGUAAAAAGCACUUUGAAUUUGCAGGGUGGAGGUUCCUCAAGACAGGUCAGUACUAGUGGCUGUCACUUGGGGACUGGUGAGAGAGCUACUCUUCUCCCUCUUUGCCUCUUACUCCCCACUGCAGAAUUGAAGGAGGUAGGGAAAGCAGAGGAGAGAGCUGAGAAGGAACCAUGAUUUUUUUUUUUUUACCAGAUUGGAUGGGCAGGUGGAGAGUGCCAAGGGGUGGAGAUGUUAGAUCUUGCAAGAUCAGAAUCAUGGAAUAAAGAAGCCUCUCUGUGCUGCC
Messenger RNA from Aethalodelphis obliquidens (Pacific white-sided dolphin), 3561 nucleotides. It is a transcript of the gene BCL6B, whose product is annotated as BCL6B transcription repressor. Gene Ontology annotation, biological process: regulation of transcription by RNA polymerase II. NCBI's taxonomy places the organism in Eukaryota, Metazoa, Chordata, Mammalia, Artiodactyla, Delphinidae. Gene Ontology annotation, cellular component: nucleus. The transcript has 7 exons. Bases 81 to 1595 code for a protein of 504 amino acids. The record is from RefSeq and is a predicted model, not a curated record. Gene Ontology annotation, molecular function: protein binding; DNA-binding transcription factor activity, RNA polymerase II-specific; RNA polymerase II cis-regulatory region sequence-specific DNA binding.